AUGGGCGAUGGUAGCGCUGAUCCCAAUUUCCCUGGAUGGGGCCUCGAUGGCAGAGCUUUGCACGAGAAGCUUCCGCCUAGCAUGUGGUGCGUGACGCCGCAGGACCUGCGCUUCCUUCGGCAGGAGGUCCGCCAGGCCAUAGACCAGCGCAUGGUCAUGCCGAUUAUUGAGCCGGUCUUCGACGACGAGCGUCCCGACCCCUUCAGUCCUGAGGAUGAAACGAUUGGCCCCAACAUGUACAAUUUGACCGACAACUACAUCAAGCCUCUGACUCUGGAUGCUGGCAGGAUGAGCUGGGCUCUGCUCCGAAAUCCUGAGGGGCUUCCAUGCGACCUCUUCAUCACCCACGCCUGGCAGGCCCCCAUUGAAACGGCUCCCUUCUGCAGCGGUGGCGGUGGCGACCUUGGUCACUGGGGCCGUUGCCGGAUUCUUCUGGAGUGCAGCAGGCAAAGCUGCUGCAGGUCCAGCCGAGACGUUUGA
Messenger RNA from Symbiodinium natans, 480 nucleotides. Lineage: Eukaryota; Dinophyceae; Suessiales; Symbiodiniaceae. The record is from the annotation of a GenBank genome assembly.